GAGAUGUCACGUAUUAAAAUAAAAAGAUUGAGGUUAUGUAUCUGUCAAACAUUUUUCUUUAUUAUUAUUAACAUGUAAAUCCAUCAUUUCCUACUAAAAAUGGAUGUUCCACCAACAAAUUUUACAGUAGAUUACCAAUCCAUUUUACCAAUUCAACAAAAACGGACAAUAGCCUUUGUAAAUAAUUUCGUUAUGAACACAGUUUCUUUUCUAAAUCAUUUCGCGCAAUCUUGCGAAUCAAGAUUAAUGGAGUUUGAGUAUAAAGUCCAAAAAGUUGAGGCGGGGUUAAUGAUUUUAGAAUCUCAAUUAGCAUCGAUACAAGGAAUCAACGAGAAUGAUGAAACUCCAAUAAAAGAAUCAAAUAAUUCCGUAGAGUUGCCUUCGAUAGUUACUAAUCAAGAAGAAAGUGAUAAAAUAGACUCAGUUAACGAACCAAAAGGAAUUAUUGCUUGUCAAGAUGAGAGAUUUGCCCACUUUUUUAAAAUGGUUCAAGUUGGAGUUCCUGCGCAAGCUGUUAAAAAUAAGAUGAUUAUCGAAGGGGUCGAUCCAAAUAUCUUAGAUACACCAAAUGCUGUGAUUGAUUAAAAGAUAAUCGAAACAAGAAAAAUCAACUCAGUAUUAUUGUUAUACUUUAACGGUUAUUUUUAUAGAAAGAAUUUAUUAAAAUAAAAACUAUUUUUAAGAAACA
This is a messenger RNA of Onthophagus taurus, 688 nucleotides long. RefSeq names its product Coiled-coil domain containing 53 (gene CCDC53). Gene Ontology annotation, cellular component: WASH complex. Lineage: Eukaryota; Metazoa; Arthropoda; Insecta; Coleoptera; Scarabaeidae. Gene Ontology annotation, biological process: actin filament polymerization; exocytosis. The record is from RefSeq and is a predicted model, not a curated record.